AACUUUCCGCCCAGUCGUUCCACACGCCCAAGCCAGUGCGCGCGUUUCAAAAGCUUCGGUGACUUGUUGCGUUCAGUGUUUUUUAAACUAUUUGUGUUGUGUGAAAACUUUGUGAUUGUUUGAAAGUUCUGUACUGCAGCUUUCGCUCGGGGCGUUUAUAUUAACAAUAUACAGUUAAUAAAUAUUCUGUCAGCGAUGAAGGACGAACGUGCGACACCUCCGCGGGUUCGCAUCGCUGUCAUCGGGAGCUCAAGAGUUGGUAAAUCAGCACUCAUCGUCCGCUACCUGACUCGGAGAUACAUUGGAGAAUACCAUUCAAAUACAGAUCUUCUCUACAGACAGACAGUGCCUAUAAAUGGUACACCAAUAGAUUUAGAAGUAAUAGAUGUGUCCGGAUCAAAUGCUGACAGAUUUCCUGCUGAACAGAUACAGUGGGCAGACGCAUGUCUGUUGGUCUACUCGGUAACAGACCGCAGCAGCUUCGAGUAUGCCACAGAAGUACUGAACUCACUCAAAAGGUCUCAAGUGCAAGGAAGUCCAGCUCAAGGAAAUACCGCCGCUUCAGGACCCAUGCCUCUAGCUCUGCUUGGAAACAAGACAGACUUGGAUCACCUAAGACAGGUGUCAACAAAGGAAGCACAGACAAUUAGUGCGUCUCUUGGCGCUUCGUUUAGUGAAGCCAGCGUGGCAGACAACUCGUGCGAUCUGUACCGAUGUGUAGACAGACUACUCGGAGAGGUUCGCACGCCUCCACGUUCUAGAAAGUUCUCCGUCUCCAAGAUGAUUGGCUCGCUAAUAGGUAGUGCGACGACUAACAACCAGAUCACUCGUGGGUCCGUGGUGGUCUGUCCGCGAGUGCCGACGCCGUCGCGGACGCCUCUGACCGCGGCGGUACCCUGACCACCAGCUGUCCACACCCGAAGGUGACUACCAGGCGGCGCCUGCCUCGCCUGCCUGCCUCUGCCUGCACGGUUCUUCCCUAUAACAACGGUCUGAGAAACAAGCGACGGUGUACAGAUUACGCAAACAAACUUAUGGACAAAAGUGUUAAUAUUUUUAGUGCAAGAAUGACGUUUGAUAUAAAUUUGAUACCUAUGAAAUUCUGAGUGAAAAUGAGAAGUUUAUUCAGUUCAAAUGUUGUCGUAAUACCUUUCAUCUUACGCAGAUAGAUAUUAUAAUAUAUAAUUCACGUGCAAUCGGGAUGUAUUGAAUGUAGUAAAUAUCUGUCGUGAACUAUAAAAGCUCUCCCACACGGAUGCAUUCAAAUCCCACACAAAUACAUUAUGUUCUUUGCAGAUCUCGUUACCAUUCAAACUAACGUCUAAUAGAUAAGAUUUCAUAACGACCUCUAUAAGUCAGAUAGAUGGGAGAGCCAUAAUGGCUUUCGGCAGUACCUUAGUUUAAUAAUUGUUGUAAAGAUAGUCAGAUCAGCCGUGCCGCCUAGUUAUAAUUAGUUUUACUUGUUGGUGCUGUCUGCUUUAAGGCAGUUGAUUGUGAAAUUGUAAAUAUUUUGCUUGAAAGUUAUGGAAACUUAGGAUGAACAUUCUGGUGUGACAUUAACAUACAUACACACUUAUUGUUUCAUUUUAAUCUGCAUUUGUCUCCUCCCUCCUCAAAGAUUCUGCAUUUCUAACGUUGUCGAUUUGAAGCUUUGGAUAAUUAAUUACCAGUUAAAGAGACUUCGUCAUGAAAUUCCUAUUUGGUCCUCCGUUCAUCAAUUUAAAUCUAUCAAACUAUCAUCAAUAACAUAUCAUCUCAUCAGCAGUUAAUAUCCAAAAAGUUCAUACUAAGUCUGAGCGUGUAUUAUAAUUAAGACAAUAAUUUUAUAUUUUGAGUCAUCAAUGUUAUGUUACCUGACAGUUAUAUAUUAUGUGCCAAAGAUUUUACAAAAGUGUAUCGUAAAAUUGCAUUUGUAUAAAGCUUAGAUAUUUGAUAUGCAAUGAAUUGUGGUUCUACAUGACACCUGACACGAUAUACUCUAAAAUAUAGAUGUAAUAUAAGGUACAAUUGAUUACGCUAGCCGUCGGAAAGUGAUUACUUACCUCAACCUUCCUUGCUUUCCAUGGACAUACUUCCCUGCUUUCUUCCACUCGCAUAAACUCUUUCAAAGAAGAACUUAUUGUUAGUACUUUAGAGCCUUUCGCACUUUAGUACAUUCGAAGUCAUGUACGUACAAACGAAGUUAACGAAACAUUAUUAUACAAUGAUUUCGUGCGUACUCAUGAAUCAAAAUCAUGUUUUAUUGUAUGUCUGUCAUGUGUUAGUAGAUUACAAUAUAUUACAAUUAAAUAGUAACUAUUGAUAUAGAAAAAAAGAUAGAUAUUAUUCAAUUGUUCUAAUUAUAUGUGUUAUUUUUGUAAAGUGUAAUAUAAAAUCAGAGCGUGAUGCACUUAUAAAAUUUUUACUUUUUCAUAAAAUCUCAAUGCUUGUAGUAAAAAAAAACAAGAAAAAAUAUUGUUUUUUUUUUCUUGUUUUUUUAUUUGCUUAAUUUAAUGUUACAUGUUGAGGGAAAAUAAGAAUACUGUCUGCUACGAUAUAUUAUCGUAAUAGUAAGUUUGAAACAUAUAUAUUUAAAACAUUACGAUAAAGUCAAAGAAAUAGUCAAAGUAUUUUAUAAAUACUAUUAGCACUAGUCAAAGUUUAAAUAUAUAUUUAACGCAACCAAAUAAAUCAAGUAGUUCAAGAAAAAAAAAUUUAAAUAAUUUUGUUAUCUACAUAUAUAACAUAAUAUAAACAUCAUGUCAAAUUUAUUUAUUCAAUGUUUACGAGUGUUUUUGUCGAAAUCUAGUCAUUAGAUUUAUAGGCUGUGAAAAGAUAUUUGUUAUGGGAAGUUUGAAAGCGUUUUGUAUAAGAGAGAUUCAAAACAAAUAUUACAAUAAUUCUAUCAAAUGUUGCAUCAAAUUAUUGAAAGCCUUUAAAAAAAUUAAAGUUUGGAACGUUGUACUUCCACAAUUGUUAAUUACUAAUAUUAUUUUAUAUCUGAAGUGUAUUCUGUUGUUCACCGCACGCGUAUACGUAAUAUAGUGGACGCCUUUUCGUGUAUCUUCACGGUUUCAUUGUGUUAUCUGCGUUCAUCUAAAUACGUACCUUGACGCCGCGCCAUCUCAUUCUGUGUGGUGCGUAUCUUAUAAUAUUAAGAAAUCCAAAUUAUACAAGCACCCAAUAAGUAUAACAACAAUUAUUGACAUAAAAUCCCGAGUACUCAUAAUAAGCAAUUUGGUUUUUUAACAUAAGAAUGUUGAUAUUAUAAACUUUUAAAAAGUAAUUGGAACCAAAAAUAUGACAAGGUAUUAAAUUUUGUUUAAUUAAGUUACUUAUAACAUAUUUAUGUAAAAAAGGAACUGAUUGAGAUAAGUUAAUAUAUAAUUAUAAUAGUAAGUUAUAAAUAAUAAGUAAUAAAAUUUUAUGUGAAA
Messenger RNA from Leptidea sinapis, 3413 nucleotides. Its product is annotated as ras-related and estrogen-regulated growth inhibitor-like protein. The transcript is spliced from 7 exons. Bases 196 to 900 code for a protein of 234 amino acids. The record is from RefSeq and is a predicted model, not a curated record. NCBI's taxonomy places the organism in Eukaryota, Metazoa, Arthropoda, Insecta, Lepidoptera, Pieridae. Gene Ontology annotation, molecular function: GTP binding; GTPase activity.